AGGGCAGAAGACUAUGGUCCUGUGGAAGUCAUCUCACACUGGCACCCCAACUUGACCAUCAACAUGGUGGACGACCACACGCCCUGGGUGAAGGGCAGCGUCCCACCUCCCCUGGACCAGUAUGUCAAGUUUGAUGCCAUCAGUGGUGACUACUACCCCAUCCUCUACUUCAACGACUACUGGAACCUGCAGAAGGACUAUUUCCCCAUCAACGAGACCCUGCAGCGCCUGCCCUUCCGCCUCUCCUUCUGCCCCCUCUCCCUGUGGCGCUGGCAGCUCUACGCCGCCCAGAGCACCAAAUCCCCUUGGAAUUUCUUAGGAGAAGACCUCUACGAGCAAUCAGAUGAGGAGCAGGACUCGGUGAAGGUCGCUCUCCUGGAGACCAACCCCUACCUGCUGGCGCUGACCAUCGUCGUCUCCAUCGUCCACAGCAUCUUUGAGUUCUUGGCCUUCAAAAAUGACAUCCAGUUCUGGAACAGCCGACAGUCUCUGGAAGGUCUCUCCGUCCGCUCCGUCUUCUUCGGCGUCUUCCAGUCCCUCGUCGUCCUUCUUUACAUCUUGGACAACGAAACCAACUUCGUGGUACAAGUCAGCGUCUUCAUCGGGCUCCUCAUCGACCUCUGGAAGAUCACAAAGGUCAUGGAUGUCCGGCUGGACCGUGAGAACAAGGUGGCCGGAGUGUUUCCUCGUGUCACCUUCAAAGACAAAUCCACCUACAUCGAGUCUUCCACGAAGGUCUACGAUGAUAUGGCUUUUCGGUACCUCUCGUGGAUUCUCUUCCCC
This is a messenger RNA of Antrostomus carolinensis (chuck-will's-widow), 783 nucleotides long. RefSeq names its product CLPTM1 regulator of GABA type A receptor forward trafficking (gene CLPTM1). The record is from RefSeq and is a predicted model, not a curated record. NCBI's taxonomy places the organism in Eukaryota, Metazoa, Chordata, Aves, Caprimulgiformes, Caprimulgidae. The transcript has 6 exons. The annotation marks the transcript as partial. Gene Ontology annotation, cellular component: membrane; endomembrane system.